AUGAUGUGUCCUUCUAAUAUGGUGUUCAACGAAAAGAAAGUAGCCCUCGAUUAUCUGGAAAAUUGCUUAAAGGCGCCGAUCGCUCCAUCUUUGCCAGUUUCCACGGAUUUGGUGCAAAGUGUCGUUCAACAUACAACAUCGGAAAUGACAUUGGAAGAAAUCGACCGUUCUGGAAAGAAGAACGGGUACUACUCCGAAGGUUGCUCCUCCACUUUCGUACUGUGCAACGAUGGAGUGGCGGUGACGAUGAAAUGCCCUGCUCCACUUGUCUUCGAUCAGAAGAAGGGGCAAUGUGAUUAUCUGGAAAACUGCAACAAGAAGUCGAGUCCUUUGCCGCUAGCAAGUACAGUAUACAAACCUCAGGCUCCAUUCGUGCCGGAUGUUGUCGACUGCACAGGGAAACCUAACGGAUACUGUGCGAAUGGCUGCUCGCCUUCCUUUGCGUACUGCCUGGAUGGAGUCGCGACACCCAUGAGAUGUCCACCUUCUUCGGUGUCUAAGCAAAAUAAAGGGCAGUGUGACUUCGCGGAGCGCUGCUCGACCAAGGUUCCACUGCCUGGGACAGUAUCUGUGCCGCACCAGACACCGGUGCCUGUGGUGCAACAACCGGCCCGCCUGUGGUGCAACAACGGCCCCUGCGCCUGUGGUGCAACAACGCCCCUGCGCCUGUGGUGCAACAACCGGCACCUGCGUUCACAAGCCUCCUAUCCCUCAACAGUCUCCUCCACCGUCGUCGUGAGUUUCAAGGAUCAUAGCACCCCUCUUGUCUUCUUUAGGAAGUUAGUCUUCAAAGAUCUCACAUGCUAUAAUCGUGAAGAGAUACUACUCGGAUGGAUGCUCUUCCGAAUUUGUCUACUAUUUCGAGGGAGAGGCUUCAUAUUUCGUGAGAGUUCUAGUUACAGACAUAUUAGUUCACUUGCAUUGUUUGUUUGCGGAAGUGCCCAGCGGGUUUGGCCUACGAUGAGAAGGCUGGAUAUUGCGACUAUUCGGAAAACUGUGGCGGUAGAUCCGGCGGAAUCUGUUCUGAAACCAUCCAAGGUUUUAACUGUUACUGUGACCAUCAGGGGAGCUGAUUCCACUACAUGGGUUUUUGCAACGAAAUUUAAGCUCAAUUUACAUUAUUGUAGCGGGCACAGUUGCAAAGGAUGA
Messenger RNA from Cylicocyclus nassatus, 1149 nucleotides. NCBI's taxonomy places the organism in Eukaryota, Metazoa, Nematoda, Chromadorea, Rhabditida, Strongylidae. The record is from the annotation of a GenBank genome assembly.